UUAGUAAGGGCAACUAUUGUUUCAUAAACCUUUUGUUUCGAUUGUAGGUACUGGACAAGUGUACUGGACCAUGAUGUCAAUUUUAUUUCCGUCUGUGAAUCGUGGGUUUAAAAAAGUUGAAAAGCUAUCUGUGUAAAAUAAUGAUCUCUAACACUGUAUAACUUUCUUAAAAACAACCUCGUGAUUUUCUCACUACUUCUUAUCCUUUCCGGUCUCCAUCCUCCAUUCCCAUCCUUCAAUCCCUCCCAAAAAAGGCAAGCUCUUUCACACUUUUUUAGUGGUACAUCACGACACCUUCCUCUGUGUGAUCUUGUACUCUGCGGUCUUCCUUGCCCCCAUAAUCAAUGCUACACUUCCUAUCCCUUCUCUUAACCUAAUGCCAUUCACGUUUGCAGAAUCCUAGACUACUCUUGCUAAAAGGACCUCAGAGGUCAUCUGGGCCAGCCCUGCCCUUUUAGAGUUGAAGAAAUGGAGUCCAGAGAAGUAAAAUCUGUUGCCCAAUGUCACACAGUAUUGAAGCUUAGGAAUAGGUCUCUUGGCUCCCACUCUAGUGUUUUUUGCUCCACACCGGUCAUUUAUCUCCUUCCCUUCUAUCCUCCCUGCAAUCUUUAACUUUAGUCUUGGCCCAGGUCAUCCUAAAUAUUGCCAUCCCCAUAAUACGUGGUUCUGGCCAUGCCACGCUCCUGGCUAACAUCCUCUAAGGACUCAACCUCUGCAGGUGGGGCUGAGUGCCUUGGCUUUUCAUCAAGGCAGGCGAGUCCUGACUUAGCUUUCUAAGGACAUGAGUUCAGCAAGUCACUGCUUCUCUAGCCAAACUGGUUUAUUUGUAGCCCACUGCCAGCUUCACCCAUCUCUGUCACUGUGCCUUUGCCCAAGCGGUCACUUUCCCACCCACUUUCCCAGAGGGGUGCCUUCUCCAUCUUCUCUCUUUAACCAGAUUCUACCUGUGCCUGGCUCACCUCCUCCACAAAACAGCCCGAGAUAGCGUGGGAGUAAGUCAGACCUAGGUUCAAAUCCUAGCUCUUCCACUUAACUAUGUGAUCUUGGUCAAAUUGCUUAACCUCUCUGAGCCUCAGUGUCUGUAUUUUGAUUAUGAGAAGGAGAACAAUAGUAAUGUUCUCCUUUUGCAUCUGUAAAUCUCUAUCAUAGCCUUCACCACACAGGUAUGUAACUCCCUGUUACAUGCAUACCCUACAUGCAUGUCUCUCUGCCCCUUUCUAGUGCUGGCCAUUAGAACUUGCUGCCAUAAUGGCAGUGUAGCUACUUAUGUCUGUGGAGCACAUGAAAUGUGGCUAGUAUGACUGAGGAACUGAAUUUUUAAUUUUAAUAACCAUGGGUGGUUAGUGGCUACCAUUUUGGACAAGGUGUCUCUAGACUGUAAGCUCAGUAAGGACAGAAACCAUGUUUUUCUUGCUUUGGAUUGUAUGUCCAAUAACUGUGCAUUGCCUAAUGCAUGGUGAGUACUGCACACAUAUUUGUUGAAUGGAUGAUAGCUGCAAUUUGUUGCAUGCUCCCUUGUGUCCAGCACAACACUAAAAACUCGAUAAAAGGCAUUUCAUAUAGUCCUCAUCACAGCCUCUGAGGCUGGGUUAGAUUAGAGAGAGAGUUUUGUAUAGAGGGCAGACACAUAGUAGCGGUUCAAUAAAAGUUAUUAUUAUUCUAACUCCUCCCUCUGACCAGCCCCACUGACUUUUGUCUCAUCUUUCCUUAGGCUCACAGAACAUUUCCUGCCUAUUGCUCACACUCUGUUGUCCACAGCAUACCCGCACCCUUGAUGGCUGACUCGUGUCUUCUGUCUCUUUAUUUUCCAUGUGUGAGCCUGUGGUUUAUCUCUGGAGGAUGUGCCUGAGGGAGGAGACAUAUACUGCCUGGACUGCCUGGCUGAUGUGAGCUAGUUUGUCUGGUUGAGUUGGAUGUUUAAAUAGAAGGCAGAACAACAACAGGUACUCCACAUCAGCAUUCUCAAGACUGGAGAAGUUAGGCCUCAGACAUCCCAAGCCUUCUCCUUUUAUUGGAAACUUGACAUUUUUCCGCCAGGGUUUUUGGGAAAGCCAAAUGGAGCUCAGAAAGCUGUAUGGACCUCUGUGUGGGUACUAUCUUGGUCGUCGGAUGUUUAUUGUUAUUUCUGAGCCAGACAUGAUCAAGCAGGUGUUGGUUGAGAACUUCAGUAACUUUACCAACAGAAUGGCGUCGGGUUUGGAGUUCAAGUCGGUAGCCGACAGCGUUCUGUUUUUACGUGACAAAAGAUGGGAAGAGGUCAGAGGUGCCCUGAUGUCUGCUUUCAGUCCUGAAAAGCUGAACGAGCUUGGCCUUUUAAUCAUGCAAGAGAGAAUAAAAGGUCACAUGGAUGGCCAGCAGGCUCCACAAAGAAUUCCACCCACCCGUUUGUUGAAGCCGAGUGGUAUCUAUGUGAAUCUCCAUUAUGCCACUCUACCUUUCUGUAUGGUUCCCCUCAUCAGCCAAGCCUGCAACCUUCUCCUGGCUCAUUUAAAACGCUAUGCGGAAUCUGGGGACGCAUUUGACAUCCAGAGGUGCUACUGCAAUUACACCACAGAUGUGGUUGCCAGCGUCGCCUUUGGCACCCCGGUGGACUCCUGGCAGGCCCCUGAGGAUCCCUUUGUGAAACACUGCAAGCGUUUCUUCGAAUUCUGCAUCCCCAGACCUAUCCUGGUUUUACUCUUAUCAUUUCCAUCCAUAAUGGUCCCACUGGCCCGGAUUUUGCCCAAUAAGAACCGAGAUGAACUGAACGGCUUUUUUAACAAACUCAUUAGGAAUGUGAUUGCCUUGCGGGACCAGCAAGCUGCCGAAGAGAGGCGGAGAGACUUCCUCCAAAUGGUCCUGGAUGCCCGACAUUCUGCAAGUCCCAUGGGCGUGCAAGACUUUGACAUCGUUAGAGAAGUUUUCUCCUCUACUGGGUGCAAGCCGAACCCUUCCCGGCAACACCAGCCCAGCUCCAUGGCCAGGCCUUUGACUGUGGAUGAGAUUGUGGGCCAGGCCUUCAUCUUCCUCAUCGCUGGCUAUGAAAUUGUCACCAACACACUUUCUUUUGCCACCUACCUACUGGCCACCAACCCUGACUGCCAAGAGAAGCUUCUGAGAGAGGUGGACGUUUUUAAGGAGAAACACAUGGCCCCUGAGUUCUGCAGCCUCAAGGAAGGCCUGCCCUAUCUGGACAUGGUGAUUGCAGAGACGCUGAGGAUGUACCCGCCAGCUUUCAGAUUCACACGGGAGGCAGCUCAGGACUGCGAGGUGCUGGGGCAGCGCAUCCCCGCAGGCGCUGUGCUAGAGAUGGCCGUGGGUGCCCUGCACCAUGACCCUGAGCACUGGCCAAGCCCGGAGACCUUCAACCCUGAAAGGUUCACGGCUGAGGCCCGGCAGCAGCACCGGCCCUUCACGUACCUGCCCUUCGGGGCCGGCCCACGGAGCUGCCUCGGGGUGCGUCUAGGGCUGCUUGAGGUCAAGUUGACACUGCUCCACGUGCUGCACAAGUUCCGGUUCCAAGCCUGCCCUGAGACCCAGGUACCGCUGCAGCUAGAAUCCAAAUCUGCCCUAGGUCCAAAAAAUGGUGUCUAUAUCAAGAUUGUAUCCCGCUGACACAGAAGGCUGCCGGGUGGGGGGAGGGCACCCCCAAAUUCAAAGAAAACCCUAAGUGUGGAUGUUCAGAAUUUUGGAAAAAUGUCACUGAAGUGACUGAAAGAGUGCCUGGCACGCAAGGUUAAGAGGUUCUUUACAUAACAUUUCCUAAAUGCUUAAUAAACAUUUGUUGCACUUGG
This is a messenger RNA of Pan troglodytes (chimpanzee), 3773 nucleotides long. RefSeq names its product thromboxane A synthase 1 (gene TBXAS1). The transcript has 16 exons. NCBI's taxonomy places the organism in Eukaryota, Metazoa, Chordata, Mammalia, Primates, Hominidae. The coding region runs from base 2056 to 3594 and encodes 512 amino acids. The record is from RefSeq and is a predicted model, not a curated record. Gene Ontology annotation, molecular function: steroid hydroxylase activity; oxidoreductase activity, acting on paired donors, with incorporation or reduction of molecular oxygen; iron ion binding.